AUGCCUAAAAUCAGGAAAAAAACUACCAAUAGGGCCAAGACGAAUGACCGUGCUAAGCUGAAGCAUAAAGUCAAGGAGAGUCGGAAAAAAAAAGUCAAGGCGGCGAAGAAGAAUCCUCAGUGGAAGUCAAAACAUAAGAAGGAUCCUGGUAUCCCGAAUGAUUUCCCGUAUAAAGACCAGAUUCUUGCAGAGGUUGCUGAGCAGAGGAGAGUUGCUGCAGAGGAGAAGCAGAAGCGUAAAGAGGAAAAACGACUUCUUGCUGCGCGUGCCAAAGCUGGGCUAAGCAACGAGGAAGGCGAUGAUGCCGUGUCUCAAGAGCAGAUGGAGGUGGACCACGAUGAUGAACUUGAACUGACGGGUAAAGACCGAUUGAACGUCGGCUCGGACGGGAUCGCCAGUCUCAGCGCCAAGCUGGUAAAUAAGGCUCUGAAGCCCCGGCCUAAGCCUGUUGAGGUGGAAGAGGAAGACGAGGAGGAGGAGGAAGACGACGUUCCGGUGCUUAUUAAUCGCGACCUGCCAAACUUGAAAUCGGUUCUGGACAGCGCGGACGUGAUUGUUCAAGUUCUGGAUGCGCGGGACCCGAUGUCGUGUAGGAGUCUGCAUUUGGAGAUGCUGGCGAAGGAGAGUGGGAAGAAGAUGCUGUUGGUCGUGAAUAAGAUUGACGCAUGCCCCCGCGAGGCUGUUGCAUCUUGGACUGCGUACCUUCGCUCGGAGUACCCUGCGCUUUUGUUCCGCUCUGCGACUGCGUUCUUGCCUACGGGUCCUGAGCAAGUGAAUGUCAAAGCGAAAGGAAAAGGCAAGGGAAAGGUUACAGUUCCCGCAGACGACGCUGUUGGCGUUGAUUCCGUUCUGGAAUGCCUGGGGCAGUGGGCUCAAGAAAAAAGAAACGAGGUGCCACUUACUGUCGCUGUCGUUGGUAUCACGAAUGUAGGCAAAAGCUCUUUCGUGAACUCGCUGCUACGGAAACGAGCUCUGCCCGUCUAUUCCCUCUCCUCGUCGUCUCGAGGACCGACGACUACCGAGCUCCCUCAGGAAACCACGCUGGAAGUGGCAGGGAAGCAAAUACGGUUUAUAGAUACCCCUGGACUCUCAUUUGCUGCACACGAUGAUGAAGAGGAGGGUCAUGCCCAAGACCAAAACGAAAUCCGCGGUCGGGAUAUCCUACUACGAAAUAAAGGUCGUAUAGACCGCCUCAAAGAUCCAUCCUUCCCUGUCGCGCACAUCGUGGCACGCGGAAACGCCGAAGACCUCAUGUUGCUGUACAGCAUACCUGCAUUCGCAAAAGGUGAUGCAGAGGCCUUCUUAUCGGGUGUGGCCCGCGCUAAUCAGCUAAUCAAAAAGAAAGGGCAGCUAGACUUGACAGGUGCAGCACGCAUCGUGUUGAGGGAUUGGAGUCUUGGGAAAUUGGCGAGAUAUACCACAGCCUCUGCUCCUGCGCCUUCAUCGGACAAUGCUGCCCUGGACGUGGCGAAACUUUACGCGAAUGAUGAACCUAUUUUAGCUUCUCUGAAGACGCGGAAGGAGAUGAGGAAGGCAGGGGGUGUCGUGAAAUUCUCGGCGGGAGCCGUUGAGACUAGGAAGGUGGCUGUUGAUGAGCCUUGGGUUGGGCUAGCCGGCGAGGACGACGAAGAAGGUGAGGAAAGCGAGGAAGAUGACUUGGAAGUUGGCCAGGAUGAGGAGGACGAAGAUGAGGAAUGUGAUUUAGACGAAGAGGACGACGAAGAGGAAGAGAUGGAUGAGGGAGAGGACACCGACGACGACGAAGAUGACGAAGAAGAUACCCUUCCCCCAUUCUCAAAUAAACAAAAACGAAAACGUAGCGCAGAGCCAGCACCCCCUGCACCGCCUUCAAAAAAGGUUGCGUUCGCUGCCGACCCAAAAACUUCAAAACAAGCGCGUAAAGCUGGGUCACUAAAAAUCAAAGCGCAGCAGCAGAAGCCCGCGCCCGUCCCAGCGAAGAAGGUGGAGGAACCAAAACAACCACUCAAGGCUGUGGAGACGGCGAAAUCCAAGCUUCCUGUGAAGGAGAAGAAGGUCGUGGAGAAAAAGGUCGCUAACGUGGCAGCGAAGAAGGCUAAAGGUAGUAAACCUGCGAAAUCUCCUACCACAAAAGGACCAGAGGCUUACGACUUUAGCAAGUUCUUCUGA
Messenger RNA from Laccaria bicolor S238N-H82, 2148 nucleotides. RefSeq lists its product as uncharacterized. Gene Ontology annotation, molecular function: GTP binding. Bases 1 to 2148 code for a protein of 715 amino acids. Lineage: Eukaryota; Fungi; Basidiomycota; Agaricomycetes; Agaricales; Hydnangiaceae. The record is from RefSeq and is a predicted model, not a curated record. Gene Ontology annotation, cellular component: nucleolus. The transcript has 8 exons.